GAGCUCGGAUUCGCGCCGGCAUGACGGGCUCGCUGUUCAAGGGAAACUUCUGGAAUUCAGACAUCCUCAGCACCAUCGGCUAUGACAGUAUCCUCCAGCACCUGAACAACGGCCGCAAGAACUGCAAGGAGUUUGAGGAGUUUUUAAAAGAGAGGGCAGCGAUUGAAGAGAAAUAUGGCAAAGACUUGCUCAGCCUCUCGAGGAAGAAGCCGUGUGGCCAGUCUGAGAUCAACACGCUGAAGCGGGCCCUUGAUGUCUUCAAGCAGCAAGUCGACAAAGUGGCCCAAUGCCACAUCCAGCUUGCACAGACGCUAAGGGAGGAAGCCAGGAAGAUGGAAGAAUUUCGGGAGAAGCAAAAGCUGCAACGGAAAAAGACAGAGCUUGUGAUGGAUGCUAUCCAGAAACAGAAGUGCCUCCAGUUCAAGAAAACCAUGGAUGCUAAGAAGAACUAUGAGCAGAAAUGCCGGGACAAAGAUGAGGCAGAACUGGCUGUCAACCGGAGUGCCAACAUGGUGAACCCCAAGCAACAGGAGAAGCUUUUUGUGAAACUGGCAACUUCAAAGACUGCAGUAGAGGACUCGGAUAAAGCAUACAUGCAGCACAUCAAUGCACUGGACAGAGUCCGAGAGGAGUGGCAGAGUGAGCACAUCAAGGCCUGCGAGGUGUUUGAGGCACAAGAAUGUAUACGAAUAAACUUCUUACGGAAUGCACUUUGGCUCCAUGUGAAUCAGCUGUCACAGCAGUGUGUCACGAGUGACGAGAUGUACGAAAACGUCCGCAAGAGCCUGGAAAUGUGUAGCAUUGAGAAGGACAUUGAAUACUUUGUGAAUCAGCGUAAAACUGGGCAGACCCCACCAGCUCCCAUCAUGUAUGAGAAUUUCUACAGCCCCCAGAGGAACGCAGUCCCACCAGGAAAGCCAACAGGCCCUAACUUGGCAAGGAGAGGACCUCCCCCAAUUCCUAAAAGCUUACCAGAUGACCCCGAUUAUUCUCUGGUGGACGGCUAUAGUUUGCUCUAUCAGUAACAUCCGUGAAACAGCUUUUUACAGCAAGUGUGUUUAUGGCAUGGAAAAAUAUCUCCAGAGUCCUAGAAUGUA
Carlito syrichta (Philippine tarsier) is the source of this 1097-nucleotide messenger RNA. RefSeq names its product proline-serine-threonine phosphatase interacting protein 2 (gene PSTPIP2). Gene Ontology annotation, biological process: actin filament polymerization. Gene Ontology annotation, cellular component: actin filament; plasma membrane; cytoplasm. The record is from RefSeq and is a predicted model, not a curated record. Lineage: Eukaryota; Metazoa; Chordata; Mammalia; Primates; Tarsiidae. The coding region runs from base 21 to 1025 and encodes 334 amino acids. Gene Ontology annotation, molecular function: actin filament binding. The transcript is spliced from 15 exons.